Molecule: messenger RNA, 2605 nt
Organism: Notothenia coriiceps (black rockcod)
Lineage: Eukaryota; Metazoa; Chordata; Actinopteri; Perciformes; Nototheniidae
Product: ryanodine receptor 1-like
Exons: 15
Biological process (GO): striated muscle contraction; release of sequestered calcium ion into cytosol by sarcoplasmic reticulum
Cellular component (GO): calcium channel complex; smooth endoplasmic reticulum; Z disc
Molecular function (GO): ryanodine-sensitive calcium-release channel activity; protein binding
Source: RefSeq, a predicted model, not a curated record
GCUGGAGCGGCAGCCACAUGAAGUGGGGGCAGUCUUUCCGUAUUCGCCACAUCACCACAGGCCGGUACCUGUGUAUGGACGAGGAGAAGGUUCUGGUGGUGGUCGACCCAGAGAAGGCCAACACCAAACUAUCGGCCUUCUGCUUCAGAGCUUCAAAGGACAAGGUGGAGGUGGCUCAGAAGAGAGAUGUUGAGGGGAUGGGCAUUCCUGAGAUCAAGUACGGAGAGUCCAUGGGCUUCGUCCAGCAUGUGUCCACUGGCCUGUGGCUCACCUACGCCGCCCUGGAUGCCAAAGCUGCUCGUCUGGGAAUGAUGAAGAGAAAGGUCAUUCUGCACCAGGAGGGUCAUAUGGACGACGCCCUGACUGUGUCCCGCUCCCAAACGGAAGAGUCUCAGGCUGCUCGCAUGAUUUUCAGCACUAUGGGCCUCUUCAGGCAGUUCAACAAGGGUUUGGACGCUCUAGGUGGGAAGAACAAGUCACCAGGGGCCGUGUCUCUGCCUCUGGAGGGGGUCGUCCUCUCUCUUCAGGAUCUCAUCUUCUACUUCUGCCCCCCCGAGGAGGAGCUGGAGCACGAGGAGAAGCAGACCAAACUUCGCUCCCUCCGCAACAGACAGAACCUCUUCCAAGAGGAGGGAAUGAUCACCAUCGUGCUGGAGUGCAUCGACCGCCUCAACGUGUACAACACUGCUGCCCAUUUUUCUGAGUUUGCCGGGGAGGAGGCUGCAGAGUCCUGGAAGGAGAUCGUCAAUCUCCUUUAUGAGCUGCUGGCUUCUCUGAUCAGGGGGAACCGCUCUAACUGCGCCCUGUUCUGUGACAACCUGGACUGGCUGGUCAGCAAGUUGGACCGACUGGAGGCCUCUUCAGGUAUUCUUGAGGUGCUGUAUUGUGUGCUGAUUGAAAGCCCUGAGGUUCUGAACAUCAUCCAGGAGAACCACAUUAAAUCCAUCAUCUCUCUCCUGGACAAGCAUGGACGGAACCACAAGGUCCUGGAUGUCCUGCGCUCUCUUUGUGUGUGUAACGGUGUAGCUGUGAGGUCCAACCAGAACCUCAUCACUGAGAACCUGCUCCCGGGGCGGGACCUGUUGCUACAGACCAACAUUGUAAACUAUGUCACCAGUGUGAGGCCCAACAUCUUCCUGGGUACGUGCGAGGGGUCCACGCAGUUUAAGAAAUGGUACUUUGAGAUGAUGGUGGAUUAUGUGGAACAGUUUGUGACGGCGCAGGCCAGCCACCUGCGUGUGGGCUGGGCUAUGACCGAGGGCUACAGCCCCUACCCUGGAGGAGGAGAGGCCUGGGGGGGCAAUGGUGUGGGAGAUGACCUCUACUCCUAUGGCUACGAUGGGCUGGACCUAUGGUCAGGUACCGUGGCCCGCCAAGUGGCCGCGCCCAACGCUCACUGCCUGUCUGCAGACGACGUAGUCAGCUGCUGUCUGGAUCUGAGCGUGCCCAGUAUCUCCUUCCGUAUUAACGGCCACCCAGUUCAGGGCAUGUUUGAGAACUUCAACGUGGACGGCCUCUUCUUCCCCGUCAUCAGUUUCUCUGCUGGAGUCAAGGCUCGCUUCCUGCUUGGCGGUCGUCACGGAGACUUCAAGUUCAUGCCCCCUCCUGGCUACGCCCCGUGCUACGAGGCCCUGUUGCCGCGAGACAGGAUGCGUAUCGAACCCAUCAAGGAGUACAAGCACGACUUCCAGGGCGUCCGCAACCUGCUGGGGCCCACGCAGUCCCUCACACACACCUCGUUCACCCCCUGCCCCGUGGACACGGUUCAGAUCGUGUUGCCACCCCACUUGGAGCGUAUCCGAGAGAAGCUGGCAGAGAAUAUUCACGAGCUCUGGGCGGUCACCCGUAUCGAGCAGGGCUGGACCUAUGGGAGUGCUCAACGAUGGCAUGUUGGCAAUGAUCCCUUCGGUCGCCAGUGGCUGUCGGGCGAUGUCGUCGGUUGUAUGAUCGACCUGACUGAUAAUAACAUCAUGUUCACACUCAACGGAGAAAUGUUGAUCAGUGACUCGGGCUCAGAUAUGGCGUUCAAAGACAUCGAGAUUGGUGAAGGUUUUAUCCCAGUGUGUGCGCUGGGCCUGGGUCAGGUUGGCAGGAUUAAUCUCGGACAGAAUGUCAGCAGCCUGCGCUACUUUGCCAUCUGUGGCCUACAGGAAGGUUUUGAACCUUUCGCCAUCAACAUGAAGCGAGACAUCACCAUGUGGUUCAGUAAAAGUCUGCCCCAGUUCGUGCCUGUACUCCACGACCACAAUCAUAUUGAGAUCUCCCGUGUGGAUGGGACGGUGGACAGCGCCCCCUGUCUGAAGCUGACACACAGGACCUUUGGCUCGCAGAACGCCAACACUGACAUGAUGUUCCUCAGACUCAGCAUGCCGGUCCAGUUCCACGAGACCUUCAAGAUCACAGCAGGCACAACCCCUCUCACCCGGGCCCUCACCAUACCUGAAGAGGAGGUGAUAGUGGUGGAACCCGACUCAGAGUUUGAGGUUCUGAAAAGGUCUGCUGGCCGCAAGGAGCAGGAGGACGACAAGAAGGAGCCGUCUGUGGCGAAGGAGCUCUCCAUGGAGAAUGAGAAGGACUCAGUGUCGGAAAAGGGAAAGAAAAAAGG